AUGCUGAGCCCCCUCCAGAAAUGUGGUUCAGAAGGAUGCCUCUUAGACUGCGACUUUCUACCCUGGCACCGGAGUGCCCUCCGCAAACGUCACUCAAGCGGUGAGGAGCCCGAACCGGAGCAUGAACAUGAGAAUCGGCGGGAGGAGAAACCGUGUCCCCCGAGCAUCCUCUUAGAGGCUCCGGACUCAGACAGUGGCCUCCAGCUCCCGCUCCAGGAUCCCGGAGGGGUGUGGCGAAGCCGCAGCGAAGGCCGUCUGGACCAGAACGAGGGACCUUCUCAAGGGGUAGCGGAGUUGGGGGAUAAAUCAGGAAGUGGAUGGAGUUUGCCGUCCCCCAAAUCCCUGAGGAAGGAACGACACCCGAGAGGGAGAGUUGCUGCAGCGAAAGAGCACCUGCUGAGCCUUUUUGGAGGAUCAAAUAAAUCGCUGGGAUCCAGUGUGGAAUCAAACCUGGGAUCAGACAGUGAUAGCAGCCACCAAGCACGAUCGAGGCAAAAACACUGCCGGCGAAAUAAAAGAAACUUCUUAAGAUUGUGGACCACCUGGCGGAAACAGCCCGCCAGAUUCCACCAGCCACCUUGA
Molecule: messenger RNA, 582 nt
Organism: Sphaerodactylus townsendi
Lineage: Eukaryota; Metazoa; Chordata; Lepidosauria; Squamata; Sphaerodactylidae
Product: regulator of G-protein signaling 3-like
Exons: 4
Coding region: 1-582 (193 amino acids)
Source: RefSeq, a predicted model, not a curated record